This is a messenger RNA of Acanthopagrus latus (yellowfin seabream), 3720 nucleotides long. It is a transcript of the gene dclk3, whose product is annotated as doublecortin-like kinase 3. NCBI's taxonomy places the organism in Eukaryota, Metazoa, Chordata, Actinopteri, Spariformes, Sparidae. The record is from RefSeq and is a predicted model, not a curated record. Bases 453 to 3149 code for a protein of 898 amino acids. Gene Ontology annotation, biological process: protein phosphorylation; intracellular signal transduction. The transcript has 8 exons. Gene Ontology annotation, molecular function: protein kinase activity; ATP binding.
AGGACCAGCCUCAUCAGUUUAAUCUCAACAAGCUAGCCAAAACAAACCACUUCCGGUCAGCAAGUUCAACAUAAAACCUCUUUUAUGAUCUUUGCCAUCUUUCGACAAACCUAAAGUCCGCUGAUAGCAGAAUAUAUCCAUAUUAAUGCGGUCUGACUAGAUGACAGCCACAUAUUUAUUCAGAAAACCACGCACAGGACGAUAUCCGGAUAUUAAAAAUACUUUAUUUUGACUGCAAAUCCGCUCCGCUUCCGGGUUUUUCCUCUCCUCCGCCAGCCGUCCAACUUGACGCGUAUCCAUGGCAACCGUUGUAGCCACAGCAGGUCGGCUCAUCUCACAGCGCGUCCCGUUACCUUCACUGGCGGCUAACAGAGAAGGACAUCGGGAAAAGUUAGCUGGUGGAAAAUAAAUGUCGCCGAGUUGUUUUAGUUCAGGUGGUGUUUGGGAAAGACAUGACGCCCUCACAGAGAGCCCGCUAUGGAUGUGAGGCGGCAGCACGUAACGCUAAAUGGAGGCUUGCAGCUCCUCCGGUGCCCUUGUUGAAGCACGCAGGUGGGGCACCCCAGCCAUGGCCCAUUCACCCCCACCCAAAGGGACAGGUUCACAGGUCCCACUUCCCUCUUCCUCCUCCUCCUCCUCACAUCCCGCUCUUCCACACCCGGCAUGCAGAAGAGAGCGCCGAGAGGCCCCGUCUGGUCACCAUCGUCCGGCCCUGUGGUCAAAGCACGCUACGCAAGAUUGAUUUUGCAGAAGGUGCUUUCCCAUUUGGCAGUCCAUCAGAGCCGUUUUCCCGGCGAACUAACGAGUCAAAAAGACAACUAACCAGGCAAAGAGACUUUCACAACCUGGUAACUGUCCUGUUGAACCGAAGGGGCGUGGUGUCCUUCGAGCAACUGCUACUCGAUAUCUCCGAGGCGUUGGGGUUUCCUCGCUGGCACAGAGCCAGGGUCACACGCCUGUACACGACCCACGCACGAGAGGUGAAAGGGGUUUGUGAUUUCUUCCGAGGUGAGGUGGCCUUCCUGGCGCUGGGGAAGGCUCGUCCAGAUCUGGGCGGUGUGCAGGAGGCUCUGGAGGAGCUGUUUCCAGAACAUUCCCUUUACCGGGCUGAAGCUCUGCGGGCCUGGGAGAAAAGACUUCGUCCAGGGCCGGAUAAAGCAGCUAAGGCUGACAGCGGAUACAGCGAGGGGACGGACAGCAGCGAGACCAACCAAGAGACACAAGGGGACACAAAUAAACACAUAAAAAAUCACAAUAAUACGCAUUUGCUUCACCAUACAGACACACUCCGGCCUGAGAAUUGUAACUCAGAUGAUCAAAAGUGUCAUAAAAAGAACAGAAAACCCAUUCACCUGCCCAACCACCUGCAGAGACUGCAUGUGAGGGGCAGGGUCAGGGAGCGACAGCCUUCUGUCAUUGGUCCGUUUAAACAUGAGGAAGGUCUCCGAGAAGCAGACAUACCCUCUCCUGCUUUGUGUGAAAACUGUUUAGUGAGGCGAGUUAAACAUCAGGGUCCAGAGCGGGUUAAUCCACUGUCAGGAAAGGUCCCCCUUCCUCCUGUGUCGAGGAAGCAGAAAGGAAGUCCUUACACAGAACAGGAGGUGAGAAAAGUGCACGUUCAUAUCAGCCCCCCACCUCCUCCACCAAUCAGCAGAGAGGAGGAGAAGAGUGUUGCCAAGUUAAUACUUUCGGACCCACCUCCAGAUGUGGGUCAAAUACACCAGGACACACAGCAGAGGACGACUUUUGACCUUCCCUCGGGCAGCAGUGAUGUCACUCUGGCAGACAUCGAGCGCUGCUACGAAAUCGGACGGUUGGUCGGAGAUGGCAACUUCGCCGUGGUGCGAGAGUGUCACCGUCGUGACAACGGACAAGCCCUGGCCGUGAAGAUCGUCGAGCGCUCCAAGCUGAUCGGGCGAGAGCACAUGAUGCAGAACGAGCUGAGCCUCCUGGGCAGCCUUUGUCACCCUCGCAUAGUGCGGCUGUUCGCGCACCACCACACGCUCACUCACUCCUACCUGGUGAUGGAGCUGGUGAGCGGGGGGGAUCUGUUCGAGGCCAUCAGUGAGAGGGGGAAGUUUUCAGAGGCAGAAGCAGGACUGAUGGUGUCGGAUGUGAGCGAAGCCCUGAACUACAUCCACUGCAGAAGUAUCGUCCACCGAGAUCUCAAACCAGAAAACCUGCUGAUAGAGCAUGUGGCCGCUGGCGUCUGUAGACUGAAACUGGGAGACUUUGGCCUUGCCAUGGUUGUGACUGAACCAGUCUUCACCAUAUGUGGCACACCCACGUAUGUAGCCCCAGAGAUUCUCUGUGAGACAGGUUACGGUGUUGCAGUGGACGUAUGGGCUCUGGGUGUUAUUCUCUACAUCCUGCUGUGCGGGUUUCCUCCAUUUCGCAGUCGGGAUCGGGACCAGGAGGAGCUGUUUCAGCUAAUAAAACAGGGACAGCUCCACUUCCUGUCCCCCUACUGGGACCCCAUCUCAGACGAUGCCAGAGGUCUCGUCAGCGCUCUGCUUCAGCCGGAUCCCACGGUGAGGCUGAACGCGCAGCAGACCCUGCAGAAUCCCUGGGUGACGGCCAUGGCGUCAACCUGCAGCCAGAGGGCACUCACUGACAAAACUCACAGGAGCACAGCUGAUUCUGGAGCAGAACCAGACACAGUCCAGGGACAUGCCCAGACCAAUGCAGCAGUGGUGAUCACAGAGAAAACAUCAGGAAACAGGAGUGACGAGGGAGAAGUCACUCACAAAGAGCUCGACAGGCAUGAGAUGAACACAGGAAGAGGACAAAGUGAGGACAGACCACCACAGCGACAGUCUAAAGAUGCAAUUACAGCUCAGGCUUCACAGAUCAAAGUGCACACACCUUCAGGGGCCACACCUACAGACAGACAGGAUUCAGGUUCCAGGUUGUCAAACACAGACUAUAACCCAGGCAGUCCAGCCAGUCCGGGUGUCGGUCUCAAUCCCCUGGGCGACCCUGCAGCCCAAACCGACGCAACGCAACAUCACCCAUCCUCCAACCCGGUAGCAGCUUCUUCAUUACACAACCCCACCACAGCCACCGCCCAAAACCAACCAGCCGAAACCCGUAACGAGCCGAACACCCACACCACCACUAACACCACCCAACCAACAACGCAAUCUUGACCUCACCGUCAGUCUCCUGCGUGAUUAGAUCGGACUCUUCAGUUUCAUUGUUUCGGACAAUACAGCUGAUUUCUCUGUGGCUGAAUCCUUGAAUGACCCGCAGACGAUGUGAUUUACUCUCCUUGGGGUUGAAUGGGCCGUGAUUAAUGAGGCUAGAUAAAUCUCAUAAAUUGUGUAAUCCAUUUAUCCUGACAUGUAUCAUGACAUGUUGCGUAAUGACCGAGGAAUGUGUCAGUGUGGGAUUACAAGAGGACGACUGUGAAUGCCAGUUGAUCAAGUAGGACAUAUCUGCAGUCUGUCACUGUUUCGAAUGUUGCGGUGUAAUUGCGAAAAGACUUUUUAGUACAUUUGUGAAGUGUUUUUUUUUUGGUUCUUUUCUAUUUGUGUCUGCAGACCAUGUUUAACUUUGAGGAUGUUAUUGUAUCUGCCAUUUACUAGCGGGGGCUAUUUUUAAUUGCUUGCGUGACCACACACUGACCCAUCCUCUUUUUAUAUUCCUAGAAGUCUGUGCUAGUAUCAUUUACCUAGCAAUGUCUGUUUAUUAUACAAGCAUAAACUCAAACAACCUGUA